GUUUAUUAAAACGAAAAAAAUUAGGAAAAUAUAUUGGACAGCCGAUAAAUUUUUUGCAUAUUUUUAAAGAAAAAUUAAUAAAAAAAAUACUGUAAAAGUAUAGAAACUAAGGAGAAUUAUAUUUCAAUCACAACUAAAUAACUAAUAUUAAGAAAACAUGGGAGGAGUACUAAGUUAUUUUCGUGGUUUACUGGGAUCUCGUGAAAUGCGUAUAUUGAUUCUGGGCUUAGAUGGUGCUGGCAAAACAACAAUAUUGUAUAGACUACAAGUGGGAGAAGUGGUGACCACUAUACCAACCAUAGGUUUUAAUGUGGAACAGGUGACAUAUAAAAAUUUAAAAUUCCAAGUAUGGGAUUUGGGUGGACAAACAAGUAUAAGACCCUACUGGCGUUGUUAUUAUAGCAACACAGAUGCUAUAAUAUAUGUGGUAGACUCCGCAGAUCGUGAUAGAAUAGGCAUUUCCAAAGAUGAGCUUUUAUACAUGUUAAGGGAAGAAGAACUUGCCGGUGCCGUUUUGGUAGUAUUAGCCAACAAACAAGAUAUGGAAGGCUGUAUGACUGUGGCUGAAGUACAUCAUGCUUUAGGCUUGGAGAAUCUAAAAAAUCGUACUUUCCAAAUAUUCAAAACAUCUGCGACCAAGGGUGAAGGUCUUGACCAAGCUAUGGAUUGGCUUUCCAAUACUUUACAAAGUCGUAAAUAGUCGUAUUUACUUAACCUACUACAUCUUUUCCUCCCAUACAACCCUAAAAAAAUACCAAUACCUUUCGUAUUCAAUUAUGUCAAAGAAAUAUUUUAUUUGUUUAAUUUCUAUCCCCCCCCCUACUGAACGAUUCCUUCUUUUUUGUUUGUAAUUUUAAGUAAUUAUAAAUAUGCAAUUAAAAACAAAAAAAUCAUAAACAAGUUUAUAAACAAA
Molecule: messenger RNA, 913 nt
Organism: Calliphora vicina (urban bluebottle blowfly)
Lineage: Eukaryota; Metazoa; Arthropoda; Insecta; Diptera; Calliphoridae
Gene: Arl1
Product: ADP ribosylation factor-like 1
Exons: 4
Coding region: 158-700 (180 amino acids)
Biological process (GO): vesicle-mediated transport; intracellular protein transport
Cellular component (GO): cytoplasm; Golgi apparatus
Molecular function (GO): GTP binding; GTPase activity
Source: RefSeq, a predicted model, not a curated record